UUAGAAAGUCAGGAUUUAUUUUCAUGAAUCAUCUGAGUUUUGAUUAUAGAAAUAAUUUUUAAUGAAAUUAAGAGACUUGUUGAAGAAUAUUCUUGAACCGGUAACUGAGGCCUUCUGAGUUUCAUUUGAAGAAUUCAUUUUCACUUACGUGAUGGUCAUAUUUGAGAAUGCACAGAUGAUUGUAAGCAGUGUAGGUUUUUUAUCCAUCAUGACUAACAGCUUACUGAAGACGUCCUCUUCUUGGUUCCUGAGGCCUCCGCACCUAAAACAGAAUGCCUUUGAAAAUGGUUUCUCUUCUAAUAAGCAUUCUGAAAUCCAUAUUUUCUUACCUCCAGAUGAAGAAUAUUCCAUUCGGAAAUAUUGUCCCCUAACUCUAAACCACCUGUUGCCCGAUCUUCGCCAUUCUACGAAAGAGCAAGAAGAAGAUGCGACAGCAGAGUUCGAUACAAUAAUGUUGAACAAAUUCGAGAAACAUCUGGAAGAAUCUCAUCCGAUUAUUUCUGGCUCCUCUUCGGAAGACGAACCGGUUGAAAGAACUGAGGAUGCCUUGCCUUUGGUAGAAAGUAUUAAAAAACCUGAUAAAGAAAAGUUCCGGAUGAAAAUUUUGCUUCCGAAUAAAGUGAAUUAUCCUCAAGAAAACAUGAAAUUGCUGCUGCCAGAUGUUGUGCUAAAUAACAAAAGAUUAUCGUCUCCCAUUCUAACGAAAAACUUUUGCACAGGUUGUAUAAAUAGGGGAAUGACUUUGACAAACACGAAUGUGUGUAAAAAAAAUACAUUCGCAAAGCGAAAAAAUAUUGAACAAUUUGAGCUACGAGGAAGCAAUCAAAGAUUCUACAAAGAUUCUAUAACAUUUCCAUCUGUGACAGAAAAUUCACCUACAUCGAAAGAUAAUCUUAAGUCUACUUUCUGUCACAGAAAUAUACAAGAAAACGAAUCUGCUGACCAUAAAAAAGAACUGAUGAAUAAUUUAAAUUUACCAAUGGCAAAUCUUACAGAUAUGAAUUUCCCUCAGUGCAGGUAUCAUCACAAGAACAAUUUUAAUUCUUCUUCUGGGAAAUGGAAUAUUUCCACCGAUGCAGAAUCAAGACCGAAAUCUCCGUUGGAAACAAUCGCUGCUGAUGCGAUCCCACUAUCGCCAUACAUGAUGGAACUGGCGAGGCUUCGCAAGGAGAAGUUGAAAAUCGAGGAAAAGAUGCUUUUGAAACGAAGGCAGGCUUUGGAAUUGGAAAGACUGAGACCACCUGUUGAUAAAUGGUAUGAAAUGAAAGACCAUCACUUCCACCACGAAGCUCAUAGAAAUAAUGUAUACGUAAAAAAUCAAAAUAUUUUACCUUUGAUAGAGGAUAGACGGAGACUUUUACAUGAAACGAUUGCUGUGGGAAAGUACACAGUUAAAAAAUAAAUUUCAACAUUAUAUUAUGUUUUCAGAAAAUAUUAUGUUACAGAUACAUUAUAUUAUGUUACAGAAAAAAAAGUUUUCAUUCAUAUUUUAAAAAUAUUACGAUGAGAGAAAGAUUUACUAUAAGCAAAUACGAAUCAAGAGCUUUUAAAAUAUGCUUAGCAUAUUAUAAAUUUUAUUUUCUGUUAAACAAUCCUGCAUUGUUGACAGAGAACUAUUUAUCAAAAUAAAAGAACGGGAGAAAUUAAAUAAGCCUAAUUUAUGAAUUAGGAACAUUUGAGAUUGUUUCAUAUUUCAAUAACUAUUACUUCGCUCUCUUUCAUCACUUAUAGACCACGAUGGCCAGGUAUCGGCUUGGAAAACUUAGUGUUUCAAGUUCGAGACCAGAUUUCACCGAAACACUGUCGUGUAAGCUGGUCUGGUGCACGUUAAAUCCGUCGGGGCCAAACGUCCUCUCACUGGUGUGAUUUGGAUGUUUGGAUAGGAGGUGCCAGCUCAGGUGUCUUCCUCAUCAUCUUCAAAAUCACGAGGUCCAUCCCAAAAUAUCCCUAGUGUUGCUUUAAAACGGGACCUUAAUAUAACUAAACUAAACUAAAUUAAAUCAUCACCUACACUUUCUCAAUCAUACUGUAAUUGUUGACUUUAUCGCAUUAGUUUGAACUCUUUAUAGCACAUGAAUUUAAAAGCUGAAAUAAAAGUAGUUCAAAAAUGAAAUUGUUUUCACAUGAAAAAAAAAUCGUUAUUAAGACAGAAUAUGAAAAUAAGCUGUAGGCUUUUAUUCUUUUAAUAUUCUAAUCCUUACAAGGAAAUAAUUUUG
Molecule: messenger RNA, 2216 nt
Organism: Argiope bruennichi
Lineage: Eukaryota; Metazoa; Arthropoda; Arachnida; Araneae; Araneidae
Exons: 4
Coding region: 152-1402 (416 amino acids)
Source: RefSeq, a predicted model, not a curated record